ACUUCUGUAAGCAGUCACUGGCUUAGACGUCAGUUUCCUUCUUUUUCAGUGCAGUUGACCUUUGUGAAUACAGUCAUAAAGAAACCACAGAGCUACUGACAUAUUUAAUGGUAAAGGAUCAACCUUCUUGAAUGAAUAUUAACCCGGUUUAAUUACGUUUGCAAGUCAGUAGAACCUGUCGCUAACUAGUAUGUUUUUAUUAUAUAAGUGCAUUACUAGAUCGUUAAUAACAAUUGUUUUUUUAUUAUUUCUAAGGUAUACAGUUCUUUUACAUACUUUGAAAAUACAGAGUGCCGAUUUUUUCUUCUUCUUUUCAGAUUUAUUACGCUUAAUUGAAGACGGAAGCUUAUUAUCCCCGCCUCAGCAAUACGGAUUGGUGAGCGACUGAAAGGUACGGGCCUAAUAUGGAAGACCUUGAGAAGUACUCCUUUACUGAAGAAGGGGAGCUGAGGCAGAAAGAAACUUGUGAAGCUUUUGUGUUCAACUACUAUAAAGAUGAUUAUGAAAGCAACCACCUUCGGUACCAGGCUUUGGGGCAUUUAAUUACCCAACACGUAUACAGGGUUCUUGAGGAGAAAUGCAAUCUGCAACGAGUCUACAUUCCCGUAGAAGCCAGGGAGCAAGAGCCCAAGAGUCUGUUUUUUAUGAGCCCUGGGGCUUUGGAUAACCCAAAGGGACUUAUAAUUUUGAUUCAAGACCGAGGAGCCAUUCGUGCAGGUCAGUGGAACAUAAAGGUGAUUGCCUCUGAGGGUAUGGAAAAAGGAAGCCAAAUCCCAUAUAUCAAAAAGGCACUGGGUGAAUCUUCAGGUGUCAUUGUAAUGAACCCAAAUGAUAAUUUUUUAGAAUCAUUUGGUGAGUGUGAUACCACCACUGAAUACAUAAGAAUGUCUGAGAAAGAAGAGUUGAUUAAUAAAUGUAUGAAAGACAAAAGAUUUAUCCCACUUGCCAAAAGAGGCAGCACAACCCCAGAGGAACAUGUGCAAUACAUCUGGGACCACUUUAUUGCAAACUCCUCAGCAAAUCAAAUUGCUGUUGUUGCUCACGGGUAUGGAGGGUUGGUUUUCAUGGACCUUCUUUCCCAACGCAGUGAGCAGGUGCAGAAAAAGGUUUAUGCUGUGGCUUUGAUUGACUCUGUUCAUAACAUGUGGCACCAAGUUAAAGAUAAAGAACUACAGAAAUGGAUCCAGAAACACUGUCGAAAAUGGGUUCUCAGUUCCAAACCUAUUGACCGUUACACAACUUUCAUGAAAGUGGAUUGCCCACAAGUGUCUGCAGGGACAGAAAGCCGUGAAUAUGCUCCCUGGAGCUGCAUUCAAUCAGUCUUUAGAUUUUUCGGAAGAAUCCUGAAGGGCAAAACCACACAUUUUUCAAGGGAUGUCAUUAUCACACGAAGCAAAAGUGAGAAAAAAACGACUCCCCCUUCUAAGGAGCAGUGGACAAACAGACGUUUAAAUCGCAAAACCAGUGGUGUAGGGCGCUCAAGAACAUCAUGUUGAGAUGUUUUCAUUCAGUCUUCCACUUCAAGGGUGCACUGAUGUUUCAAGAUGUAACAUUAUUUAAAUGUAUUAAUAGAAUUCAAUUUUUGAUUAAUUUUCUGUGCAUGCAUUGAUUUAAGAAACAAGUAGACUAUAAAGAAAUUAAUUAUUCAUUGAGUGUGCAUGGUUCAUAGUUAAAAUUCAGCAGGAUGUCUCCCGACCUAUUCAUUAAAAAAACUUGUCCAGUGAAGCCCAUUUCAUGCAAUGGUACAAUCCAAGUUAGAAAAUGUAACUUUUUUUUAGCCUUGUAAUAACCCAGGAAAGUUUUUUUUUUUUUUUAAUUUUACAGUUUACAAUUAUAGCUUACAGGAUCUGGAUAGAUUAUAACUCCUUGAAACUGAUCAAUUUGUUUAAACCGCUUAUUCCAUAGAUUGAGGUUAUCACUAUUAAGAGAAACAAUAGGAACACAAAGAGUAGAAUCCAGCACAUUCCCAAAGGUCUCUGUUGAUAGAAUUUGGUAUGGUAGCAUUUGAUUUAUAGACAUAAAUGUGUGUGGUUUUUCAUUUCUAGGCAUGUGUCCUUGCUGCUGUUCAUAUCCUUUGGACAAGUCUGUGAAUGUUUUUAAGUAGGACUACAG
Erpetoichthys calabaricus (reedfish) is the source of this 2112-nucleotide messenger RNA. RefSeq names its product putative protein FAM172B. The record is from RefSeq and is a predicted model, not a curated record. Gene Ontology annotation, cellular component: nucleus. The transcript has 2 exons. NCBI's taxonomy places the organism in Eukaryota, Metazoa, Chordata, Cladistia, Polypteriformes, Polypteridae. Bases 405 to 1496 code for a protein of 363 amino acids. Gene Ontology annotation, biological process: regulatory ncRNA-mediated heterochromatin formation. Gene Ontology annotation, molecular function: siRNA binding.